UCUGUAUGCUUCUGUUUUUUUCCAGCAUUGGGCAAGUAGUAAACAUCAAAGCAAAAGUGAAUCGUGCCUUUAACACAAGCUUGGAGGUUGGAGUUACAAUCAUUUGUGAAGAUCCCUUAAGUGGAACACAAUGGAAAGUCUGUAAAGCGUUUGCUACGUUUGUGGCUAAGGGAUCAGGACUUCAAAAGGUGCAGUUAAAGCCUGUGAUUCCUAGAACUUCUGAAGAACAGAUGGAAUACAGCAUCGCUGCUGAGCGGCGCCGAAUGAGGCUACACCACCUGGAAACCAUCAAAGAUCUGGUCUCCUCCUGCACAAUUCGAGAUGGUAGCCCUUUUGCCUUCUCUGCAUUACUAACCCACACACAAUCUUUAUGGGAGAAUAAGAAAUUAAUUGCAGAAUAGCAGCCUUCAUAGUUAGCAUCCAUUUAACCAAGCCGUUUCUGAAGAAGGAUCCAGACCCAAAACGUCAGCUUUCCUGCUCCUCUGAUGCUGCUUGGCCUGCUGUGUUCAUCCAGCUCUUCACCUUGUUAUCUCUCUCGCUAUCUCAGACUCUUGAUUUGAGUGAUCUACAUUGGAUUACAUAGGAUAUACAGCACUUAAUCAGGUUAUUUGGCCCAACCAGUCCAUUGCAAUUGUUUAUGUUUCACUCCAGCCUGUUUGUUUUUGAAUCAUCUAAACCUAUCCUUUUACCAUCUAAUUUUUUUUUCCUCCCUCAGUCAACUAGAUAAGUUUUCUCCAGUUUCCCCUUAAAUCUAUACUUCUCACUUCAGUGACUCCCUUAGUGGCAGGAUCAAUGUUUUCACUACUCUUUGGAUGAAGAAUUUUUUGUGAAUUUACUGUUAGAUGUCUUUGUGACAGUUGAAUGCCUGUAAUUAUGCUUGUGCCCUUAAUAAUAAAAACUCUCUGAAUCCACUUUAUCAAAACCUUUUCAUGAUUUUGGUUCUGUUAAGUCAUCCCUCAGCCUUUUAGUCAAGAGAGUAGAGCGCCAACCUGUCAAUCUCUUCCAGUCAUGUAUGUCCAGACAU
Messenger RNA from Rhincodon typus (whale shark), 1024 nucleotides. Its product is annotated as acyl-coenzyme A thioesterase 11-like. The transcript has 3 exons. Gene Ontology annotation, cellular component: extracellular exosome. The record is from RefSeq and is a predicted model, not a curated record. NCBI's taxonomy places the organism in Eukaryota, Metazoa, Chordata, Chondrichthyes, Orectolobiformes, Rhincodontidae. Gene Ontology annotation, molecular function: thiolester hydrolase activity. The annotation marks the transcript as partial.